AUGCGGCAGAUCACAUCAUUCCUCCCCAAUCACCCGGGUGGUAAAGCCAUUCUCCUAAAGAAUGCAGGCAAAGAUGCUAGCGAGGCGUUUGAUGCCGUCCACCCAGUUGAGGUCUUGGAAGAGUAUCUCCGGCCUGGCCAGAUCAUGGGAACAUCUGAAGUCACAGAAACGGGAGGCAGGCUGCAAUCAGACAUGCCACCUCCGGACGCACUCGCGAACCCAUCGCCAUCACCAGAUAAGUCAGAUGACGUACCUCCAGUGUCUCAGAUCCUGAGUAUCGCCGAAAUGGAGCAUUAUGCCUUGCAAAAGAUGAGCCCGAAAGCCAUCUCGUACUACGCCUCAGGAACCGAUGACGAGGUCACUAAAGUUGGGAAUGGCACCAUCUUCCGUUCCAUUCUCCUGCGGCCACGGGUCUUUGUUGAUUGUACCCGGUGCUCCUUAUCGACGAGCCUCCGUGGAAAUGCAGUCGGCAUGCCAAUCUACGUUUCGCCCGCAGCCAUGGCCAAAUUGGCGCACCCGAUAGGCGAGGCCGGCAUUGCAGCAGCGAGCUCCAAGUUCAAGGGCUUGCAGAUCAUCAGCAAGAAUGCGUCAAUGUCUCCCUCAGCAAUUGUCCAGGCCGGCCCCGACGCGACUUUCGCAUGGCAGCUCUACGUUCUGAAGGAUAUCGAAGCGACCGAGAGGACAUUGGCACAGAUUCGAGCCGUUCCCCAAAUCAAAUUCAUCGUGCUCACACUAGACGCUCCAUUCCCCGGCAAACGAGAAGCAGACGAGCGAUUCAAGAUGGCAGAAGUUGCGGGAGGCGCCCCGCCGGGUGUAUGGGGCACGGAGUCGGGACUCACGUGGAAGAAGACGCUUGCCUGGCUCGCCAAGCAUACGAAUCUCCCGAUAGUGUUGAAAGGCAUUCAGACACACGAGGAUGCGUAUGCGGCGACCUUGUUUCCGAGCGUAAAGGGUAUCAUUAUCUCGAAUCAUGGUGGACGGGCUCUGGAUACGACAAUGACGCCUGUACAAGUGCUUCUGGAGAUUCGGAAAUUCUGUCCAGAGGUGUUUGACAAGAUUGAUGUUCUCAUCGAUGGAGGUAUCAAGAGAGGUACAGACGUUGUCAAAGCUCUGGCCCUAGGAGCCAAGGGUGUCGGCAUUGGAAGGGCGGCGCUGUACAGCCUAGCUGUUGGGGGACAAGCGGGUGUUGAAAGGGCAUUGCAAAUUCUUGCAGAUGAGACCGUCACCGCAAUGAGACUGCUUGGUGUUGAGCGUGUGGAUCAACUUGGACCAAGACAUAUCAACACGAAUGGUUUGCAAGCACAGCUUUACGGUGGACCAUCCGGCCUCGAAGCGAUAGAUGCAGAGCUGAAGUCAAAGUUGUAA
Molecule: messenger RNA, 1365 nt
Organism: Colletotrichum lupini
Lineage: Eukaryota; Fungi; Ascomycota; Sordariomycetes; Glomerellales; Glomerellaceae
Product: FMN-dependent dehydrogenase
Exons: 3
Coding region: 1-1365 (454 amino acids)
Molecular function (GO): heme binding; oxidoreductase activity
Source: RefSeq, a predicted model, not a curated record